UAAAUGUACUCAACUGCAUGCAGCUCAGCUGACUGACCAUUCAUGCACAGUGAACAGCGAGGGAGCGAGAGAGGGCACAGAGACCAGAGAGAAAAGAAGAAAGCACACAGAAUUACUGAUUGAGAACUGAUUAGUAAAACCUAGCAGAUCUGGAUACCAAACUGAGAAAGUAAUUUGUACACAGAGACUGUAGUUCAAGAAGUGCAGCAAAAAGUACAGAACUUUUCGUCCUGACCUUUUAUCAAAUGCGUGAAGAAAUGAAUGUAUUUUGGCUGCACAUUCAAGUUACCUUUUUUCUUGACCUUUAAGCAGGAUAUCCUGAAGGUUGAAGAAUGUGGAGCUUCUAGAUUGAAUUGAAGAGGUCUUGAGAAGACAGUGAUGUGGCUCUGCAGUGACAAGAUCAAGGACAGCUGAUCAUGAAGACCACGACUUCAAUCUCCAAUGUAUCGCUGCAGCCAGAUGUUCAUAACCACAGCGCACCGCACAGCUGCAGCAUCGACGAGUCCUACAAGUACAUCAUCUUGCCUCUAUGCUACUCCUUGACCUUCUUGCUCAGCCUCGUCCUGAACUCCACCGUCCUCCUUCGGUCCUACCGGUGCAAGAGCGGCCGUCAGUGGAACACUUCGCUGAUCUACAUGGUCAAUCUGGCCUCCACGGAUCUGAUGUACAGCUUCUCGCUGCCGUUCCUCGUAGCCAGCUAUGUCAUGCGUGACCAUUGGGUUUUUGGAGACUUCAUGUGCAGGCUGGUGCGUUUCUUGUUUUACUUCAACCUGUACUGCAGCAUCUUCUUCCUCACCUGUAUAUCUGUUCAUCGCUACAUGGGAAUCUGCCAUCCAAUCAGAAACAUUGCUUUGGAGAGCAAGCGGGUGGUUAGGGGCAUUUGCGCAACUGUUUGGGUCAUAGUGUUCAUUCUUACAUGCCCAAUCGUCAGAUUUGCCAAAACAGGGGAUGUUUUGAGGAAAAUCGGAGGGGGGGUGAAUGAAGCAACCGAUUCUUGGUCGGAAAGUAGCGGAAAUGCUGGAAAAGUGGAGGUGGAGGUAUAUAGGAACUGUUGGGACGACGCAAUUGAUAGUGAGUUUUCCGAAUACGUGCCUUAUGGAAUCGUUCUACACCUUCUGGGCUUCUUCUUCCCUUUUAUCGUCAUCGCAUGGUGUUACUCGCAGGUGGUGCGGACCAUCUUCCAAACGCUUCACUCCCAGCCACAGGUGCAAGAGGAAGGGGGAAUGUGCGGCGGGGUCGAAGGGGUCAAAGACAGGACGUCCAUGUCCAUCUCUGGCUCUCAACAUGCGCCGUACCUCAACAGGCGGCGCAAGUCCAUUAAAACCAUCGUCACCAUCACCAUCCUGUUCGCACUGUGCUUCCUGCCCUUCCACAUCACACGCACGCUCUUCCUCGUCCUCAAGGAAACGAAGGCCGCCGAGUGCCAAACCAUGCGGAUGGUUUCCAUUUGCUACAAGAUCACUCGGCCGCUGGCUUCCUGCAAUUCCUGGCUCAAUGCACUCCUUUAUUUCUUAACAGGAGACAAAAGCUUAGCCUGUUGUGGACGGACCAGCGCCGGUCACAACACCCACUUGCUCUGGCCUUUACAGAUUCUUGGAGGACAGAAAGAGGCUGAGGAUCAAGAGCAAGGCAAUUCACAUAAAGCAGAGGAAGCUCACGAAAGUGACUCGAAAUCUUCAGGAAUAACAUAGAGGAGAUCGGGAAUGCAGUCUCAAUGGGACAGACCUACUUUUAAUGCUCUAGAUUUCAUAUUAUUUAUUAUUCAUUCAUAUUACUGAGCAAUUUCACACAAUCUUGAGUAUUGCUGUAUGUUUUAUGCUAGUAAGUGACUGGGUAUCUCUUUUAAACAAUAUUUUUGGAGUUGGUGAGUAAAAAAUUAUUUUGAAUCAGUAGAUAAUUUUAAAAUAAUCAUUUCUUAAAGUAUAAAACUGGCAUUUCUUAUGCACAAUAUAAGUUAUUAAUUGCUGACUGACUAGAAGUAAAGGACAGUCAACAGGCCAAAAUAAUAUACAAAAGAAACAGGAAGCAAAAAGUUACUAAUUGACAUCUUGUGACAAUUAAACCGAUUUGCUCACACUAUUAGCAAAACUAAUAUGACCUGUAUGCUGUCGAGAUCCUGAAACUGUCGAACUGCACAUACUUUUACAAUUUAAUAAAGAUCCUGUAGUGAAUAAAAACUCAUUUUAAUGUAUCUUAAAAAUAAACAAACUUUUUCCAAAUUAAACUUUAAAAACAUACUUUCAGCUCAUUGUAAAUGUCCAUGCUUUCUGUUUGAAUUGCAAUUCCUAAGCAUUUAUUUGUUUUUAUGAAUAUUGUUCACACUGAUAGAAUAAAUGUUAUACAUAAUUUUACUUUGUUUAAAUUGAUGUUUACCUUGUUAAACACACACACUUUCAGACUAGCAUUGUGAUUAGGCUUGCAUAUGUAAGAGUGUAAAAUUCAUAAACAACUGUGAAUAUUUGUUUUAUGAAUGUUAUGAUACAAUUCACCACGGUUAUGGUAAAUGGUUAAUCUUGAAUAUGUAAAAAUUCACCAUGACGUUUUUAUUAAUUGUUAUAACAUAAUUCACAUUGACAGCAUUUACUUUGUAGCACUUUACAGUGAGGUAUGAUUUGUUCAAAUUAGUUAACGCAUUAGGAAUCAUGAACAAUCUUUUUUUUAACAUAUACUACAUUUAUAAACAUCAAAAGCUUAAUUAAACUUUAUAUACACGUUUACCUUAUUCAAAUACAGUUUUGUAGUGCAUUACUGAUGUAUGAUGGUUUAGUAUGACUGACUGGCAUGCGUCCCAAGGUGACUUGUGGAUUAAUCCUCAGUGAAAAUAACCUUAAAU
This is a messenger RNA of Onychostoma macrolepis, 2833 nucleotides long. RefSeq names its product P2Y purinoceptor 3. Bases 417 to 1691 code for a protein of 424 amino acids. The record is from RefSeq and is a predicted model, not a curated record. Gene Ontology annotation, molecular function: oxysterol binding; G protein-coupled receptor activity. Gene Ontology annotation, biological process: G protein-coupled receptor signaling pathway. Gene Ontology annotation, cellular component: membrane. Lineage: Eukaryota; Metazoa; Chordata; Actinopteri; Cypriniformes; Cyprinidae. The transcript is spliced from 2 exons.